Molecule: messenger RNA, 270 nt
Organism: Linnemannia hyalina
Lineage: Eukaryota; Fungi; Mortierellomycota; Mortierellomycetes; Mortierellales; Mortierellaceae
Source: the annotation of a GenBank genome assembly
AUGUUGACUAGAACCAUUGCCAUCCUCAGCUUGGUCGCCGCCGCCGCUACAUCCGCAAUCGCCGCACCAGCUGCAACCGCCUCUGUCUGCACGGUCAACGACAACGGCGUCAACUACCGCGCCGGCCCCGGCCCCAACUAUAAAGCCUUCGGAACCGUCAACAGGGGUCAGAACCUCAACUACCGAGGACGCACCGGCGAUUGGAUCAUGGGCGAUCUCUGGGGUGGACGCACUGGUGUUUGGAUUUACACCGCGUACCUUGACUGUUGA